AGCUUGGCUCAAGACCAACGAGCACAGCGACACGGAGCUGUUGAACUGAGUGAGCAAAUCCAUGGACCGAGGCCCUCGGCCACGACAACAAAUGCGGCCGCCGGCCCGGGGCCGACGGAACAAUGAAGAGGAGGGCCCGGCAGUGCGCCGGAGCUCCUCAGCUCCGGGCCGUGGUCGUGAGGCCGUCCAGGCUGCCCCGGAGCCCCGUCGCGAACGACGCCGGGCAGCGUCUACGGGUCGGCCGUCGCAGAAGCCGCAGCGCCCCACACCCAAAAAGAAGGAUUGGUCUCAUCCUGAAGGAAAGAAAUUCGACGAACUGGAAGUGGACAGCUCAGUCGAUGGUGUCGUAGUGAAUGUCGGUGACUACGGCGUCUUUGCAGACAUUGGAUUUGAGCAGAAUGUCAUCUUGGCUAUUCCAAGAAGGUUUUGGCGCCGCUUCCGCCGUGGCGAUGUGCUGGAGGACAUGAAAGUUGUCUCCGUGGACCUCAAAGCGCGCAGGGCGACGGUCACGGUCCAGGACGUUGAGGAAGCGCUGCAAGGAAGCCGAGUUCCACUUGAGGAGCUUCAAGAAGGAAACUACGUCAAUGGUGUUGUGGAUUCAAAAAACCAGUAUGGCAUUUUUGUGAACAUCGGAGCUCACCUUUGUCAUGGCCGCCUAUCAGUGCCACGCUUUCUGGGCAACCAGCUCAUCAGGGGCCAGGUCUUGCGAGAUCUUUGCAUUGCCACCGUGGAUGUGGAGAACAAGCGGGUCCGUCUGAUCCUCGAGGAUCUGGAAUCUGCAAUUGCCGACCCAGAGAUGGUGUCUCUCCAGACGCUGACAAUGGACAUUGAACCCGGUAGUGAAAAAAAGGAGGCGAAGGUUGAGACGGAAACCAAAGCACAGCCUGCGUCUGAAAGGCGUGCUCCCAAGGCUCGGAGUAAAGCUCCCAAGGUGGAAGAGCCCAAGAAGGACUUGUCCCUGGCAGUGGGCGACCUUGUAGAUGGUGUAGUUGUUACCAUCAACAACAAGGGCGUCUGGGUAGACAUAGGAGGUCCUGAACGUGCUUUGCUGGAGGUGCCGCCGGAGCUGAAGAGUGAGUUCCGACGUGGUGAUGGUGUUCAGGGCAUGCGCGUGGAGGAGCUUCCCGAAGAUGGGGCGCCGGUGCUUUCCAUGGAGGAUCCCGAGCUGGAGGUGGAAGAAACCAAAGGGAAGAAUAAGAACAAACCACAGGGCAAGGCCAAGGGUAAGUCUCUGCGAGGCUGAGAUUGAGGUACGUAGGAAACUAAUCAUGUAAAAAGCUCGCACUCUGAGUGCUUUGAACAUCCCUUGCUGGGAGUCAUGGGACAUUUGCAC
Molecule: messenger RNA, 1333 nt
Organism: Cladocopium goreaui
Lineage: Eukaryota; Dinophyceae; Suessiales; Symbiodiniaceae
Source: the annotation of a GenBank genome assembly